Darwinula stevensoni is the source of this 705-nucleotide messenger RNA. The record is from the annotation of a GenBank genome assembly. Lineage: Eukaryota; Metazoa; Arthropoda; Ostracoda; Podocopida; Darwinulidae.
AUGGAGAUAAUGGAGAAGAACAGAAGAAGAAGAAAGGCUGGCCAUACAGCCACUUUUGUAAGAGAGACCUUAAUUGCAGAAGGAGUGUUGCUUUCUUCCAAGGGGAAGAAAGUAUGGAAAGGCCCUGAAGAUGUGAAAGAUUAUGAAGAUAGUGAUGAUUCCUCAGGUCCAGAUGCCAAUAAAGCCGUAGUUGACUUUCGGAAUUCAAGGAACCUACCUCCUAUUGGAGUCUUCUGGGACAUUGAAAAUGUCCAGGUACCUAGAGGAAAGUCUGCCUUGGCUGUUGUGCAAGCAAUACGCAAUAAGUUUUUUAGUGGACAUAGAGAGGCUGAAUUUAUGUGUGUCUGUGACAUCAACAAAGAGAAUCCACAAGUCAUUCAAGAACUCAAUAAUGCACAGGUCAAUGUCAUCCAUGUGGCUGCAACAUGCAAAAAUGCAGCAGAUGACAAACUGUGUCAAGCAAUGCGUCGGUUUUCUGACACACAUGGAGCUAAGGCCACUCUGAUUCUCAUCUCCAGGGAUGUAAAUUUUGCACCUGAUCUCUCUGAUAUUCGCCACAGGAAAGGGCUGACUGUGAUACUUCUCCACAACCAUCCUUGUGCAGAAGCUCUGCUUUCAUGUGCAAACAAAUACCAUUACUUCAAUGAGCUCUGUGAAGACAUUCCACUACGGCCAUUUAUUAAGGUAUGAGAUGUGAUGUGUUCU